AUGGAUUUGAUGUUUAUAGCCCUCUGGGUCAGUGUGCUCUUAAGUCCUCUCGCUCACACAGCGCCUCAAGAUGUUGGUCUAGAACCCAAUUCGACGAACGGUAAUGCUACGCUGGACUUGUCCGUCCAAGGGGUGAUCGGAGGCCCUGAUUAUACCGCUACAUGGGGUUUCGUUCCAGCAGUGCCCAUCCCCGGACUCACUUUCUGCAUGGUGGUGAUACUAGCACUGUGUGAUCUCGCCCUGGCCGACUACAACGAGUAUGUUCCAUUGCCUAUGGAAUUCAGAUACCCUGCAUACAACGGCAUGAGCAUAACUGUUUUAGAUAGACGGGGUAUUACCACAAUCACAAGGAAAUAUGUGGUGAUAGCCCUUUUCUACCUCUUGAAGGGCGCUGCCGAAAAGAACGCCUGCGGGCAAGGAACGUUCGAAUUAUACUUUAGGCACCGACUCGUGGCACUGAUCCACGUGGAUAAGCACGAGAGCCUACCACCAACUGCUUCACCAGACAGCUCGGACCCAAUUGCGGAGCAACUCAAUUCAAGCAGCCCAGCCAGCAUCGUUGAUAUCGAGCACUACAAUUACUCCUCCGUGCCCCAUUCGCCUAAAGGUGACAUCGACUUGGCCCAAGAGCCAUCCAAUACACCUUUCCGCCUCUACUACAACUUUUACGGCUCCAGCUUCCCAGUAGAUAAAUACUUCAUUACGCUCGCAUUUGGGCUUGCCCGCCUUGCCGAACGAGAAGUUGAUGUCGUCUUGACUCAGGUGGAUGAAAGCUUGGGGAGCACCCCCAACCAUUUGCUGCUUACCUCUUGGCAGCACCCACCCCGGACGCAGCCUCCCUUUUUCCUGAACGGGCUGGCUGUUCGCGGUUUGUGCAAACUUGCCAAGGUUGCCGUGAAGGAUCGGAAGUUCCAGGAGGUGGAAGCAGUGAUCGAGAUGGGGCCUCAGACGCCGGUUGGAAUUAUUAAUAUGACGAGGAUCGAGAGUGCUCAGAGUGGGCAAAAGGGCGCCGGAAAUGAUAUUGGUGAGCAGGUGGAGGUGCUAUGA
Messenger RNA from Bacidia gigantensis, 1047 nucleotides. RefSeq lists its product as uncharacterized. Bases 1 to 1047 code for a protein of 348 amino acids. NCBI's taxonomy places the organism in Eukaryota, Fungi, Ascomycota, Lecanoromycetes, Lecanorales, Ramalinaceae. The transcript has a single exon. The record is from RefSeq and is a predicted model, not a curated record.